Messenger RNA from Closterium sp. NIES-65, 2979 nucleotides. Lineage: Eukaryota; Viridiplantae; Streptophyta; Zygnematophyceae; Desmidiales; Closteriaceae. The record is from the annotation of a GenBank genome assembly.
AUGUCGACACCUUCAGCAGAAGCGACUAAAACGAGCAUCGAAGAAUCACCAGAUGUAGCUGCUCCUGCCGCUCCUCCUGCACCUGUAAAUGCGUCCGUAGACCCUCCUGAAGAGAGCGCCGAGCAGUUACCGUCAGAAACCAUAGGCGAAGCUGACGGAACCACGAAAGCUGGCGAAACCGGAGAAGUUAGCGAAACCGGCGAAAUCGCGAAAGCUGGUGAAGCCGGCGAAAGCGAGCAAGCUGCCGGGGCGGAGGAAGAGGAGGAAUACCACAGCGAUCUUGAGGAUGACGUGGAAUUAGUUCCGAGACGACGCGGCGCGAGCGAUGAUGAGGGUGAAGAUGGAGAGGAGGGCGAUGAGGAGGGGUUUUUGGAUGGUGCGGAGGGGGAAGGAGGGGAAGAUUACGAGGAAGCGUAUGAAGAGGCGGAAGAAUCGGAGGGUCUUGAUGAUGGGGCAGGCGGUUACGCGGAAGAAGAUGCUCGUCUCGGCGCGGCUGACGUGGCAAGUUCUGACGGGGAGAUGCCAGGGUUUGGUGACGUGGCGGCAGCAGGAGGGGCAGCAUCAGGUCCGGAAGUGGUCAAGGUAAUUGGCGCGGAGGGGACAGACCGGCCGGGGGGGGAGGUACAAGGCGCGGAAGCGGAGAGUACAGCGGAGGGCCAGGGCGGAGCAGCGGAAGGGGCUUCGGCGGAAGGGGCUGGUGCGGAAGGUGGUGCCGCGGAAGGGGAUGCUGCGGAAGGAGCAGCGGAAGGAGAAGCGGAAGCGGAGGUGAAGAAGGAAGCAGAGCCGUUUGUGGUGCCGACUUCUGGCGCGUUCUACAUGCAUGAUGAUCGCUUCGGCGAAGGCCAAGGCGGAGGUCGAUCCAGGGGCGGCAGGGGCGGGCGUCGGCUGUGGGAGUCCGGGCGGGAGGAGAAGAAGUGGAAGCAUGAUCUGUUUGAGGAGCUGGAGCAGGAGGAGAGCAACGGGUUCAGGGAGCAGGGCGGGUGGGAGCAGCAGCAGUUCUCGGGGCUGGAGCAGGAGGAGAGUAACGGGGUUCAGGGGGUGGGAGCAGGAGCAGUACCCGGUGAGAUGCGGGGGGGCGCGGAGGCCGCCGCGGCAGGAGGGGGGGCAGGGGCGGCUUCUUUGGCGGAGAAGUGGGUGGAUGGCCGCGAGGAGGGGGAGGGGGAGGCGGAGGCGGAGGGAGGGGUCGUGGCAGAGGCAGGUAUGGGUGCGUACGGCACAGGAGACCCUUACUUUGCUGCUGCACCACAGCAAGGGGAGGGCGUGGCAGGAGCAGCAGCAGCAGGAAGAGGAGUGGCAGGAGCGGUGGGUGGUGGUGCUGCUGCUUCUGGUACUGCUGGUGCUGCUGGUGGUGUUAGUGGUGCUCCAAGCGCGUGGCGUGGCGUUAUGGGGUCGGCACCAGCAGCUGCCCCCGUCCCCGGUACUGGCAUCCUCGCUAGCUCUCCCUACGCUCCGUCUGCAUCAUCAGCAGCAGCUCCAGCAGGGGCAGGAGCAGGGGCAGGAGCAGGGGGAGCAGGCAUCGUGUCAAAUCUGACGCAGGGGAUAGGGGCUAUGUCAGUAACCCCCGCUGGAGCAUCUGCUGCUGCCUCAAGUGCAGAAGGCACAGGGGCAGGAGGGGUAGGAUGGCAGGACAUGGGUGCGGAAGGAAGGGGAGGCGGGGGCGGGAGGGGGGGCGUAGCAGCAGGUUUGGGAAUGGGGGGGCGCGGGAGAGGCGGGAGAAGGGGGAGGGGGGGACGAGGGUAUAUGGGGACGGGUUCUGGUGCGGGGGCAGGGGGAGGGGGGGCGGAAGGAGGGGGGGAUUCCGGAAGCUCUACCCAGGCGGGAGCAGUAGGGGCGGCUGACGGAUCGGGAGUGAAGGGAGUAGAUGGGGUUUCAGGGGGAGGAGAAGCAGGAGGAGCAGCAGCAGCUUCAGCUGAGAAUGGAGCCGGAGGUGGUGGUGAUGUAGUGAAAACGAGCACGGGUGCAGCUGUGGCAGCAGCGGAAGGGGCAGGAGCAGGAGGAGGAGGAGGAGGAGGAGGAGGAGGAGGGGGAGGAGCAGCAGCAGCAGCGGUGCCAGGAGCAGCAGCAGAAGGAGGAGCAGGGGGAGCAGCACAGGCAGGGGCACAGGCAGGAGCAACAGCAGUGGGGUAUGCGGAUCAGGUUGGUAGCAGCAGCAGCAGCACUGGUGGAUUAGACGUAACUGCUGAUAUGCAUCAAAACGCAGGGAUGGGAGCAGGGAUGGGUGGAGGCAUGGGCGCAGGUAUGGGCGCAGGGAUGAUGGUACUGGGGAUGGAUGGAUCAACCAUGCAUAUGGACGGGGGAGUGGCAAUGGGGGGCCAGGCCAUGCAGAGUGGGGCAAUGCAGGGAGGGGCGAUGACUGCAGGAGGAAUGGGAGGAGCGGCAGGGAGUAUGAUGAGAGUGAGCGCCCCGGAUUACACGCCCAAGGGCAUGCAGAUGCAGCAGAUGCAGUAUGGGCAGCAGCAGCAGCCAGGAGGGGCGGCGGCGGCGGCAGCAGCGGCUGCUGCAGCGGCGAUGGGCAUGGCGAUGCCGGCCUAUUCCAUGGGGCAGGCGCCGCACUAUGCGUACGCGAGUACUGAAGUCACUUGGGUGCCAGUGCUGACGCCAGGGGGAGUGGGAGCGGCGCAGCUAGCAGCGGGGGGAUACGGGCAGCCGUUUAUAGCAGCAGUGGACCCAUCCAACCCCACUGCCGCCCUCUACUAUGCGCCUGCUUCCGCUGCUGGGCAGCAGGCUGCUGUCUACGCCGCUGGGGGCAGUGCACCUGUGGACAUCUCAGCAUCGAUCGCCUCUGCUGCAGCUCUCUGGAAACCGCCACAGCAGCAGCAGCUGCCAUCCGCCACAGUCUUUCUUUUUCCUCCUCUGCUAUCUUUAUCUUUUCCUCCGGUUGACUCCCCUCCUUGUUCCCGCGCUCCCCUCUCUACCUACCUGCCAGUCACAGAAGUGCUUCCUGGUGACCAGGAGUACCACUCAUCGCAGCAGCAGUGA